Molecule: messenger RNA, 1929 nt
Organism: Ananas comosus (pineapple)
Lineage: Eukaryota; Viridiplantae; Streptophyta; Magnoliopsida; Poales; Bromeliaceae
Exons: 2
Coding region: 1154-1630 (158 amino acids)
Source: RefSeq, a predicted model, not a curated record
GUCUCGGAUACCAACCACCAAGCCUUUUGUCGCUUGCUCUAGGAACGGUCGGUGGGUUUUUCCUUUCUUGUUUGCAUAUUUUGAGGGAUGGUGCGUAACAGCACAAUUAAAACUACAAUCAUAGUGUAAAAAAGUAGUGAAUCAUUGGAGACCAAUGGUUUUUUAACACAAGAUUACAAAUAAGUGUUCAAUCAAAUCCAACUCACUAAAGCAAUUAAUCUUCGUGAAGUUCUAGGCUUCUUCGAACAAAAAUAAUUGGUAAACAACCUACACUAAAUUGAGUUGAACACAAGUUACAAAAGCAACCAGACGAACGAUCGAGUCAACAUCAACGUACUGAUCGCAUCAACAACCCAAACUGUUCAAUAUUUUUAUUUUUAGAUACAUGAUAUCACGCACACGUUGUGAAUGAUUUAGAGCGCGUUUUUUAUAAUUUUUUGUUAUACUAAUACGCAUAACAUGAAAAUUAUUAAUAGAUUCCUAUGUAGUUCCAAACGUUACAAAAAUUUGUUAUUCAGAGACGCAAUCCAUAAUCCAUAUAUAAUGUUAGUUAUUUAUUAUUAGCUAAAAUAGAUUCAACUUUCUAUUCUGUGGUAAUAAAUUUAGAAAACUAAUAAUUUGAAAUAAAUUAUCCUAAUAAAUUGCGUAGAGCUGUGAUCCAUAGUAUACCCAACGAAAAGAGGUUAACAAUAAAAAUUUAAUAUCCAUGUGAAUUGAGUCAGAUCGAAAUCCAUGAAUAAUGUGGUUGAGCUUUUAAAUGCAAUGAAUGUGUUCUUUCUAUAAACACAUGCUUUUAUAAUAGUUAAUCAUAUUCCUAAUAGUAUAUUAUUAGUUCAUCACAGUGAUGAUGAUAGUGUAAUAGCCUUAGCGAACCAUCGAGGCCCCACCAAUAUACAUAAAUAUUGAAACUUUCAAAAGAGUUAUUCUAGAUCAGGUCCCAUUCACAACUUAGUCAAUUUCUUAAGCCCGUUUUGUGCGUACGCCAUCAAUUUGUUUCCACCAAAUGGACCAUUCACAACAAAGGCCUCUUCGCUACAUAUAGCAAUCUCUCACUAUUAUAUUUUCCUAUCUUGUUUGUUUUUUUUUUUUAUUUUCCCUCGAAAUCAUCACAAUUGCACUCUCUGGGAGGAGUCUUUGGCUUCUUGAGAGCAAAAUGGAAGGCAUUUCCUCGGCUUCUCUAUCAGUGAGGGCUUCGGAGAUCGCCAAAAGCCGCGAAGAGCUUCUGAGGCUACUAAACGACGUUCCGGAGUCCGAUUACGAGCUCUCCCUCACCGACUUAGUCGAGAAAGAAGGAUUAACGUCGGAGACGGGAGCGGUAACGAAAAAAAAAAUAAUACAUGACGACGAAACGAAGGAGAAGAGGCCUAAAAUGAAUGAGAGGAAGAGGAGAGAUCGCAGGAGUAGUUGCGGUGGUAGUAGCGAAGGAGUGCUCCUAAAUUUCUACGUGCCAACGUCGUUGACACGGAGCCUCACUGCCGCACGGACGAGCCGUGGGGGGGUGGAUCAGCGAGCUAACACCGAGUAUAACAAAAGGGACAGGGAACCAGCUGCGACACCGGGAUGUUGGUCGGCGUUAUUGGAGUACCGUCGAGGAAAGUCGAAGCGAGCAAUUUUACAAAGUGGCAGAUGAACAACAGUAAUCCUGGAUGCAGUUUUGAUUGCAGAAGAUGUUCUUUAACAUCUUAUUACUAACUGCGUGGUGGUUGAUAUCUAAUGGGCCUUUUUAGGGACCUUCUUUGUGUGGUAUUAAACAUUUGGGCCGCGACGUAACGCAGUUAUUCGAUCGAUUAUCCUUAGUUUCUUUGAUUGUAGAUAAUGUUAUUAAUCCAAAUAUGGCUGUAGAUAAUGUCAUGUAUCCGAUUAAUGGCUCGAAACUGAAAAUUGAUCCGUAAUUCACUAAUCCUGAAAAUUGAAUCAGGCCUUUGCUUA